CGUUGUGGGGAAAAUAUUAAAAGUGAAUUAAAAUGUCCACUCGGACCCCUUUGCCAACGGUCAUUGAGCGAGACACUGAAAACCACACAUCUCAUGGAGAUGGACGUCAAGAAGUUACCUCUCGAACUGGGCGCUCUGGAGCUCGCUGUAGAAACUCAGUAGCUUCCUGUGCAGAUGAACAGCCUCAUAUUGGAAACUACAGACUUCUGAAAACAAUUGGCAAGGGAAAUUUUGCAAAAGUGAAACUGGCAAGACACAUCCUUACAGGCAGAGAAGUUGCAAUAAAAAUAAUUGAUAAGACUCAAUUGAAUCCAACAAGUCUACAGAAGCUCUUCAGAGAAGUAAGAAUAAUGAAGAUUUUAAACCAUCCAAACAUAGUUAAGUUAUUUGAAGUAAUUGAAACUGAAAAAACACUGUACUUAAUCAUGGAGUAUGCAAGUGGAGGUGAAGUGUUUGACUAUUUGGUUGCACAUGGAAGAAUGAAGGAAAAGGAAGCCAGAGCUAAAUUUAGACAGAUAGUAUCAGCCGUGCAGUACUGCCACCAAAAGCGUAUUGUUCACAGGGAUCUUAAAGCUGAAAAUCUAUUGCUAGAUGCAGAUAUGAACAUUAAAAUAGCAGACUUUGGUUUUAGUAAUGAAUUUACUGUUGGAAAUAAACUGGAUACAUUUUGUGGCAGUCCCCCAUAUGCAGCUCCAGAACUCUUCCAGGGCAAAAAAUACGAUGGACCUGAAGUGGAUGUUUGGAGUCUAGGUGUUAUUCUUUACACUCUUGUGAGUGGUUCUCUUCCUUUUGAUGGACAAAACCUAAAGGAACUGAGAGAAAGAGUAUUAAGAGGGAAAUACAGAAUCCCUUUCUACAUGUCCACGGAUUGUGAAAAUCUCCUCAAACGUUUCCUGGUGCUAAAUCCAACCAAAAGAGGCACACUAGAGCAAAUCAUGAAGGACAGGUGGAUCAAUGCAGGGCAUGAGGAAGACGAACUUAAACCAUUCGUAGAACCAGAGCUAGACAUCUCAGACCAGAAAAGAAUAGAUAUUAUGGUAGGAAUGGGUUAUUCACAAGAAGAAAUUCAGGAAUCUCUUAGUAAAAUGAAAUAUGAUGAAAUCACAGCCACGUAUUUGUUGUUGGGCAGAAAAUCAUCAGAGCUGGAUGCUAGUGAUUCAAGUUCCAGCAGCAAUCUUUCACUUGCUAAGGUUAGGCCAAGCAGUGAUCUUAAUAAUAGCACGGGACAAUCUCCUCACCACAAAGUCCAAAGGAGCAUUUCUUCAAGCCAGAAGCAAAGGCGAUACAGUGAUCAUGGUGAAGGCCUCUCUUGUACAAAAAAGGAUGUAAUUCAGUCAAAUUUCCAAGCUGGACCAUCCAUUCCUCCAGUUGUGGCAUAUCCCAAAAGGAGUCAGACCAGCACUACAGAUAACGAUCUCAAGGAGGAAGGAAUUCAGCCAAGGAAAUCUAGCAGUAGUGCUGUUGGAGGAAAGGGAUUAGCACCAGCUAGUCCCAUGCUGGGUAAUGCAAAUAAUCCAAAUAAGGCAGAUAUUCCUGAACGAAAGAAAAGUGCCACUAUUCCUAGCAAUAAUUCAACAUCUGGUGGGAUGACACGACGAAAUACUUAUGUUUGUAGUGAAAGGACGACUGCAGAUAGACAUUCGGUGAUUCAGAAUGGCAAAGAAAACAGCACUGUUCCUGAUCAGAGAACUCCAGUUGCUUCAACACAUAGUAUCAGCAGUGCCACUACUCCUGAUCGAAUUCGCUUCCCAAGAGGAACUGUCAGUCGUAGCACUUUCCAUGGCCAGCCCCGGGAGCGGCGAACAGCAACUUAUAACGGCCCACCAGCAUCACCCAGCUUGUCACAUGAGGCAGCUCCACUUUCCCAGACCAGAAGUAGGGGCUCUUCUAAUCUUUUUAGCAAAUUAACAUCAAAACUCACAAGAAGAAACAUGUCAUUCAGGUUUAUCAAAAGGCUCCCAACUGAAUAUGAGAGGAACGGGAGAUAUGAGGGUUCAAGUCGCAACGUGUCAGCUGAGCAUAAGGAUGAAAACAAGGAAGCAAAGCCCCGCUCCCUGCGGUUUACCUGGAGCAUGAAAACCACCAGUUCCAUGGAUCCCAAUGACAUGAUGAGGGAAAUUCGAAAAGUCUUGGAUGCCAAUAACUGUGACUAUGAACAGAGAGAGCGGUUCUUGCUCUUUUGUGUCCACGGAGAUGGGCAUGCAGAAAACCUUGUACAGUGGGAAAUGGAGGUGUGCAAACUGCCAAGACUGUCACUGAAUGGUGUCCGCUUCAAGCGGAUAUCAGGAACAUCCAUAGCUUUUAAAAACAUUGCUUCCAAAAUUGCCAACGAGUUAAAGCUGUAACAAAGUCAUUAUGUUGUAAAUUAAGUACCAAUUUCAAGUGUUUUCCUGAACACUUAUGGAAAUGUAUAGAAUAAUAUUUAGGCAAUAACUUCUGCAUCUUCAGAAUCAUGGUAUUAAAAAAUAUAUAUAUGAAAAUGAGCUGCUCAGCCAGGAGAAAGAGUUGGACUUUUUUUUUCUAAGUGCACUGCAGCAUUAAAGUUGCCUAUUCUGUAAAAUAUUUACCCCAUCAUUUUAUUUACAUUGUUCUAAGGUCUCUUAACAGUCUACAGAAUAUAUCCAUUUAAAUAUGCCUCCCAUUUGUGUGGCUGUGAGAGUGUAUAGUAUGUGUUUAUAGUAUAUAAGUUUAAAGUAUUAUAUGUAAACAAGUCCUUACACCAACAUCCCAAGCUGUACCAAUACCUCUUUGGAAGAUCAUUUUGGUGCUAAAAAUGGAUAUAGCCAAGGAGGAAAUUUUCACUUAAUAUAAAAAAUCAGCAUAGGAAUAGUUACAGUUAGCACGGGUUUACAGUUUGCUACUGUGGGGUUUUCUUUUUUUCUUAAAAAAAAAAAGUACAAAGGGUUUGAAUUUACAGUUGUGAACAUUGCUUAUGUGUUGAAUUUUUUUUCUUCCCAAGUAGAUCUCAUGAGAUCAUUAAAAAAUCACUUUUCCUCAAUAGAGUUUUGCAUUAUGUCUCCUAGUACUGUAUUUAAAACUUGGUAAAAAAAAAUAACUAAAAUGUAUAAACAUAUCCCACCUAACAUCUUUAAUAGGGUCUUUUUUAAUCCUGUUAGGUAAACUAGUGUUGCCAAGGGAAAAAGACAGUUACAUAGAAACAGUGUUAAUGGUGGGCAUUUAGUGGAGCAUUAGCAAGGUGUUAUUGUGGAAUAUGUUUAUAUAUUUCCUCAUCAUUAAUCAGCUGAAGUGCCUCAAACUACCCCUCUGUGUAUCGGAUAUUAAGCUUAUGCAGGGCUAGACUUUCUUUGGUGUAUCCUCAGAAUUGCACAGUGUAGAGGGGAUGGGAGGGCGGUGUUUUUUAAACUGGAACCUUUUUUCAGAAGGGAAUUAGAGUGAAAAGUACGAUUCCUUGUGAUGUAAGAAAGGAAUUAGAUAUAUAAAGCAACUUGACUCUUGAUUUCUGGCCAGGACCCAUAUGUUAAGAGCUGCCUAAUCUGAGCCUUCAUUGGAUUUGUUUUCAAUGCAGUAUGAAAUUUUCUUAUUCUUUGUGCUUUGUUGCAUAUAUCAGGCUUACAGGCUUUUUCCACUUCCUACAUGGGUUAUUAUAUAAGAGGGUAUGAUUAAUUCAGCUAUCAGUUUGUGAUUAUAGCCUCUUGACAGGGAAAUUGUUGACUCAUUCAGAAUUAAAAAAAAAAAAAGAUUGAAGUCCCCUGGAAGCAAAUAUUUUUUCUACUCACAGAAACACCAAAGGGUCACAGUUAUUUCCCCUCUGGGCUUCAGUUGCUUAAUUUGUAAAACAGGAGAGAGAGGAGGGCAGGAAUGAAACAAGAUAGGUGAUCCCUAAGAACCUUUUCUAAAUAAACUCUAAAUAGCGGUAGCUUUCAAGCCCACCUUCAAGAAGAAAAUCUUGCUAGAGACAUUUAAUAAAUGCUUUGUGUCAAUUGCCUUUCAUUUCUGAUCUCUAGUUGGACUUAUAUUUUCUCCUUCGCACUCAAGGUUACAUAAUGAAACCCAGUGUGCAAACAGUAACUUUUCAUUCUCAUCUCCUUCCUCCUCCUUAUUUUGUCUUUGUCACUGUUAGAAGAUGUUAGGUGGCCACACAAAAAGAAGUAAAUAUCUUUCCAUUUAUGUGGAAACUGGGAAGUAUUGAGAAUGAUCCGUUCCAGAACACAAUUUCCAGAUAGAUUUCUUUUUUCUAUCUAUUACUAUAAGCUUUUUCCGUCUGUUAACUGGUGGCCCUUUGCAUCUAUAUAUAGCACCUUUGUUUCAGAGAAUUUGGGAGUACUUUAGAGUAGUCAAGUCCUUAUGGUCUACCAUGUCAGCAGAGGGCAGGAAAUGGAAUAUUUCUGCCAUAAGCUCUGUGAUUCAGUAAAACAAACCACAAAUUAGGUACAUAGGAGUAGCAGCUUGGGCUUCAUUAAAACUAUUACCCUGGAAAUUAUCCCAACACUUUACCUUCACCUACUUAGUUAUUCUUCUGAAGCUUUCCAUGGUUAAAUGAAACAAAAUGUACAAAGCAUUUAGCUGACAGGUUUAGGUGCAUCCUGGUAUCCAUUAUAUAGUAUUCUUUCCAAGAAAUUCAGAUAAUUCACAUUCUGUGGGACAAAAUUGAAGAGUAGAGUCCUUUAAAAAGUCCAGUUUCUCAUAAGGUAGAAUAAUAUUGCUUUCAUGCUUGUCUGUUUAAAGUGACAAAGAAAAUAGAAAAAAAGUGGAAGGUCAUUCAGAAGAUUUUAGAAGCCAAUGAGAUAUUCUUACUGACCCUCGAUAAAAGUAGAAGUUGUCAUCCUAAUCAAGGCAUAUUAGCUAUUCAGUUUUAAUUUACCCAUCUCCCAGAAAGUUUUCCUCAUCUUAGAAAUAAGCAGCAUCAUUCAUACCUGAAUAGAAAUCCUAUUUAUAACCUCCCCAACAAGUCAUCCAGUCUGCACUUCAGGAACUCUGAUUAAAGGGAAAGGAAUCCACUACAUCUUGAGGCAACCCAUUUCACAGUUCUGCAAUUUUACAUCAAGCCUAGUUGUGCCUUCUGGUGCCAGGCAAAACAAAUUGAAACCCUCUUUCCUGUGACAGUCCUUAAUAUGUUUGAAGAUACCUCUCAUAACCCCCUUAAAGUUUUCUCUUCUCUAGGCCAAACAUCACAGGUUCCUUCUAUGUAUCUUUUUUGAUUGAACCCUUAUAAUUUCUGAAAAUGAAGACUAUCACAGAAAACUGGUAAGACAGUAGACAUUUUUGGAAGCAUAACUACUGUGACGGUUGUCACAGCAUAUGGUUCUCCUUGAGCUUGGGUAACAUUGAUGUUAGUUUGUUUUUUUAAAUGACAUGUAAUCUGAACAAAUUCCUGUUCUAGAAACUCUGUAACUUUGAAGACCCUAACAUUACACAAUUAUCAGUUGUGAAAAGCCUUGCAUCAUUGUCUUUUACAGGUCCACAAGCCCAGCAACAAAAAUAAAUCCAGUCAUAGGGAAGAAAGGAUUGAUAUCUGAGAGCAAAAAGAAAAUACUUAGCACUAGCCCUGGGUCUCUUCUGGCUGCUGAAAUUCAUGAAUAUGGGACAUCACAGUGUCAUUAUCUGUUGUGGGGAGGGCUGAUAAUAUUUGCAGAAUUAAUAAACUUAAACCACUAAAAAUUUUA
This is a messenger RNA of Trichosurus vulpecula (common brushtail), 5624 nucleotides long. It is a transcript of the gene MARK3, whose product is annotated as microtubule affinity regulating kinase 3. The transcript is spliced from 19 exons. The record is from RefSeq and is a predicted model, not a curated record. Gene Ontology annotation, cellular component: plasma membrane; cytoplasm. Gene Ontology annotation, molecular function: protein serine/threonine kinase activity; ATP binding. Gene Ontology annotation, biological process: protein phosphorylation; intracellular signal transduction. NCBI's taxonomy places the organism in Eukaryota, Metazoa, Chordata, Mammalia, Diprotodontia, Phalangeridae. The coding region runs from base 33 to 2345 and encodes 770 amino acids.